AUGAAAGAACAUCGGGAAGAUACUAUUGUGUGGAAGUUUGAUAAGAAGGGUGUCUUCUCUACUAGUUCCUUUCUGCAGGUCAUUCAAUCGGAAACUCUGACAGAUGAAAUCACAAGCUAUAGCUUCACCAGUGCGAUUUGGAGAAGCGUGGUACCUCCGAGAGUGGAGCUAUUUGGAUGGUUUGUGCUAGUUGGUAGAGUUAACACCAAGGAGCGGUUGAGCAGAUUGGGGGUUAUUCCUAAUAGUGAUAAUGUCUGUGUUUUAUGUAAAAAGGAGAUAGAAUCUGUGCAACACUUAUUUCUUCUGUGUGAGGUUACAUGGAAACAAGAGCAGAAGAAGUGGCUGACUGAAUUUUUUGCAGUGAUCUGGAACAUCUUGUGGGAACGGAACGAUAGAAUAUUCAGGAAUAAAGAAGCAGGUGUGGAGGAAAUACAAAGCAGGACGGUAUACGAGACUAAUAUUCAAUAUUAA
Molecule: messenger RNA, 471 nt
Organism: Arachis ipaensis
Lineage: Eukaryota; Viridiplantae; Streptophyta; Magnoliopsida; Fabales; Fabaceae
Source: RefSeq, a predicted model, not a curated record